Messenger RNA from Empidonax traillii (willow flycatcher), 657 nucleotides. RefSeq names its product chromosome unknown C17orf49 homolog (gene BACC1). Gene Ontology annotation, cellular component: NURF complex; MLL1 complex. NCBI's taxonomy places the organism in Eukaryota, Metazoa, Chordata, Aves, Passeriformes, Tyrannidae. The record is from RefSeq and is a predicted model, not a curated record. The coding region runs from base 114 to 617 and encodes 167 amino acids. The transcript is spliced from 6 exons.
UGGGAGGUGCUACCAACGAGACGCGCGGGGCAGAGCGUCCCCCUCCCCCCGCCGCCACCAUCGAGGAGCCCGAGCGGCGGCGGCGGCGGCCGGAGGGGCCGGGACGGGCGGCGAUGACGUCAGCGAGCACCAAAGUUGGGGAGAUUUUCUCGGCUGCCGGCGCCGCCUUCACUCGGCUGGGGGAGCUGACGAUGCAGCUGCACCCCGGCACCGACACCUCCCCCGCGGGGUCCCGCUGGACGGAGCCGGAGCUGUCCCUGCUCCGGGGGGCCGUGGCCCGUUUUGGGGAGGACCUGAACCGCCUCAGCGCCCUCAUCAAGGACCGCACCGUGGCGCAGCUGAAGGCGGCGGCCAAGCGCAAGGCCUAUGAGGACAGCGGGGUCCCCCUGCCCCCCCCCGGCCACGACUCCCCAAAAAAGGGGCCCAGGAAAGGGGGGGGGGCCACGGGACCCCCCCAGAGCUCAGGGGGGGCCCCCCACGACCCCCCUGGGCCCCCCAGCAAGAAGCAGAAGGUGGCAGAGCCCCCCCCAGGUGACCCCGACCCCCCCGGGGACCUCGUGGACGUCGAAGGAUUUGGGGACCCCCCUGCCAAGAAGCUCAACUUUGACCAGGCUUGAAGGUCAAAGCUCCCCCUGAAGAGACCCCCCCUGGAACCCC